Solanum stenotomum is the source of this 447-nucleotide messenger RNA. RefSeq names its product receptor-like serine/threonine-protein kinase At1g78530. Gene Ontology annotation, biological process: protein phosphorylation. NCBI's taxonomy places the organism in Eukaryota, Viridiplantae, Streptophyta, Magnoliopsida, Solanales, Solanaceae. The transcript has 2 exons. The record is from RefSeq and is a predicted model, not a curated record. Bases 1 to 447 code for a protein of 148 amino acids. Gene Ontology annotation, molecular function: ATP binding; protein kinase activity.
AUGGUGGCUCAUGUUGGUGAUUUUGACAUCUCUAAAAUUUUAGCCGUAAGCAAGUCCAUGGCACAUACCGAGACAUUGGGAACUCUUGGAUACAUUGCACUAGAAUAUGGCUCAGAAGGAAUAGUGUCCGCUAGUGGUAAUGUUUGCGGUUACGGCAUCAUGUUGAUGGAGGUUUUAACCAAAAGAAGGCCAACGGAUGAAGAGAUAUGCAAUGAAAAUCUUGAGUUGAGGAAAUGGAUAACACAAUCAUUUUCAGGGAGUAUGAUGGACGUUACCAACUUUUUUCCCGAGGAAGAACAAAUCCCUAGUAAAAGUGAAAUCUACAUAGCCUCCAUGAUAGAAUUGGCUUUAGACUGCACAAAGGAAACGCCAAAAACCAGAAUAAGCAUGAAAGAAGUAGUGAAGAUCAGGCUUAACAAAAUCAAGAACACAUUUCUCGAAACAUAA